CCAGCUGUCUCCAUGUUGUCGGAAAUAGUCAGGAGGAAAGCUGGACAGGAGGGACAGAGGCCAGAGACCUAUGGGUGCAAAUCCCUUUACAAACUUCAGUGAAGGCACUUGGCUGACCCGCCCUUGCUGUGGGUGGGGCUGGGCCUGCUCCUCCUCCUCCUGUCGCCAGGCUGGGGAGUGGCUGUGCCCUGUUUGGACUCUGAGCAUUGGGUUGCCUUGGGGGACAUGCUGGAGCCUACCCGUGGAGGGGGCGGGGCAGGCAGUUAUUCUUGGGUGCCCGGGAGGGUAGAGUUUCAGGUUUGUUUAUACUUCUAGGAGGCACCUUGGGGCCAAGAGUGGGACACGCAUCUCAGCACUGACAUUCAGCAGGCCGAGAGACACCUCCCAGGGCCCUGUCCUGCUGGGGGUUAGGGGUUGCUCUGUAGUCCCAGGCAGACCGGGCAUCGAGCCUUUUCCAGGGUGCUGAGUGGUACUCAGGUUCCAGUGGUACUCAGCAAGCCUGGGGCCUGCAACAUGCCAGCUGAGCACAGGACAGGCAGCUCGCGCUGUGGGCCAGCCUGAGGUCUGCCCAGGUCACAGGCUGUUCUUUUCAUCAGGGUCACCGCUAUUAAUAUCAGGCCAGGGCUCACGCCUGCCGGGUGAUCCUCUUACACCCGCACCCUCAGCCUCAGCCUCUGAGGCUAGUGGAGAGUGCUGUUCCCUCGGCACAGGGGUCCCUGGGGCCCCCAGCAGGUGGCCUCUGCCAGCUAGGGGUUGGACCCCACUCCAGCUCCUUAGGUGCUGUUGCACCCAGCCAUGGAGGGGCAAUUCAGGUGCCUCUGAACUGUCCUGGGGGGCCACUGUGGGUCUUGAGUGUAGUGUGGUGAUGCCCUAGACACACCUGGGAUCACCCCACUGUCCUGGUGCCCUCCGUGUCCCAGCCAUGAGCAGGAGCGGUCCCCCAGCUUACCCUGACAUCAGGAUCUCGGGGUGCUGGGCCCUUGGAGCAGAAGGCAGCAGCAACGCAGAGUCCCUGGACAGGCUCCUGCCCUCUGUGGGCGCCAGGCGCUCACCCCGAAAGCGCAGCACUAGCCAGUGCAAGUCUGAACCGCCCCUGCUGCGCACCAGCAAGCGCACCAUCUACACGGCGGGGCGGCCGCCCUGGUACAACGAGCAUGGCACACAGUCCAAGGAGGCCUUCGCCAUCGGUGAGCACGGCCUGGGAGGUGGCAGUGCCUCCGGGAAGACCACCGUGGCCAGAAUGAUCAUUGAGGCCCUGGAUGUGCCCUGGGUGGUCUUGUUGUCCAUGGACUCCUUCUACAAGCAGGUGCUGACUGCGCAGCAGCAGGAGCAGGCUGCCCACAACAACUUCAACUUCGACCACCCAGACGCCUUCGACUUUGAUCUCAUUGUGUCUACCCUCAAGAAGCUGAAGCAGGGCAAAAGCGUCAAGGUGCCCAUUUAUGACUUCACCACCCACAGCCGCAAGAAGGACUGGAAGACGCUGUAUGGAGCAAAUGUCAUCAUCUUCGAGGGCAUCAUGGCCUUUGCUGACCAGACACUGCUGGAGCUCCUGGACAUGAAGAUCUUUGUUGACACAGACUCUGACAUCCGCCUGGUACGGAGGCUGCGCCGCGACAUCAGUGAGCGGGGCCGCGACAUUGAGGGUGUCAUCAAACAGUAUAACAAGUUUGUCAAGCCCGCCUUCGACCAGUAUAUCCAGCCCACGAUGCGUGUGGCGGACAUCGUGGUGCCCUGGGGGAGUGGGAACACUGUGGCCAUCGAUCUGAUAGUGCAGCACAUGCACAGCCAGCUGGAGGAGAGGAAGCUGCGCUGGGAUAUGGCUGCACUGGCCUCGGCGCACCAGUGCCACCCCCUGCCCCGGACGCUGAGUGUCCUCAAGAGCACGCCGCAGGUACGCGGCAUGCACACCAUCAUCAGGGACAAGGAGACGAGCCGCGAUGAAUUCAUCUUCUACUCCAAGAGGCUGAUGCGGCUGCUCAUAGAACAUGCGCUCUCCUUCCUGCCCUUCCAGGACUGCGUGGUGCAGACCCCGCAGGGGCAGGACUACGCGGGCAAGUGCUACGCGGGGAAGCAGAUCACGGGCGUGUCCAUUCUGCGGGCGGGGGAGACCAUGGAGCCGGCGCUGCGGGCCGUGUGCAAAGAUGUGCGCAUUGGCACCAUCCUCAUCCAGACCAACCAGCUCACCGGGGAGCCCGAGCUCCACUACCUGCGGCUGCCCAAGGACAUCAGCGACGACCACGUGAUCUUAAUGGACUGCACUGUGUCCACAGGCGCUGCGGCCAUGAUGGCCGUGCGUGUGCUCCUGGACCACGACGUGCCUGAGGACAAGAUCUUUCUGCUCUCACUGCUCAUGGCGGAGAUGGGUGUUCACUCGGUGGCCUACGCAUUCCCACGAGUGAGAAUCAUCACCACAGCCGUGGACAAGCAAGUCAACGACCUGUUCCGCAUCAUUCCCGGCAUUGGUAAUUUCGGCGACCGCUACUUUGGGACAGACGCUGUCCCUGAAGGCAGCGAUGAGGAGGAAGUGGCCUCCACGAGUUAGCUGGCCUGCCUGAACCUCCCACCUGGUAUCCACCAGCCUCCUCCUGCUUCCUGGCCUGUGCUUACUAAAUACAGAGAUGUUAACUUAUUUUAAUUAAAAAAGAUGUUACCAACACAA
Messenger RNA from Manis javanica (Malayan pangolin), 2662 nucleotides. Lineage: Eukaryota; Metazoa; Chordata; Mammalia; Pholidota; Manidae. The record is from RefSeq and is a predicted model, not a curated record.